Heterocephalus glaber (naked mole-rat) is the source of this 1188-nucleotide messenger RNA. The record is from RefSeq and is a predicted model, not a curated record. NCBI's taxonomy places the organism in Eukaryota, Metazoa, Chordata, Mammalia, Rodentia, Bathyergidae.
AUGGAAUCAAGAAAUUACACACAAAUUGCAAGAUUUGUUCUUCUGGGAUUUUCAGAUGACCCAGACCUACAGCCUUUGCUGUUUGGAAUUUUCCUGUCCAUGUACCUGGCCACUGUGCUAGGGAACAUGCUCAUCAUAUUGGCCACAGUGUCAGACUCCCGCCUGCACACACCCAUGUACUUCUUCCUCUCCAAUCUGUCCUUUGUGGACAUCAGUUUCACCUCCACCACAGUACCAAACAUGCUCAUGAACAUUCAGACACAGAGCAAAGUCAUGACAUAUGAAGGCUGCAUCACUCAAGUGUAUUUUUUUGUACUACUUGUAAUGUUGGACAUCUUUCUGUUGACUGUGAUGUCCUAUGACCGCUAUGUGGCCAUCUGCCACCCACUGCAUUACAGAGUCAUCAUGAACCCCCAGCUCUGUGUGUUGCUGGUUCUAGCAUGCUGGAUCCUGAGUGUCCUAAAUGCCCUGUUACACAGCUUAAUGGUGUUGCGGCUGACCUUUUGCACUGGUUUGGAAAUCCCACAUUUCUUCUGUGAACUAAAUCAAAUAGUCCACUCUGCCUGUUCUGACACCUUUCAUAAUGAUGUGGUGACAUAUGUUAGCACUGUGCUGCUGGGUGGUGGUCCACUUGCUGGCAUCCUUCACUCUUACUUUAAGAUAGUUUCCUCCAUACAUGCAAUCUCAUCAGCUCAGGGGAGGUAUAAAGCAUUUUCCACCUGUGCAUCUCACCUUUCAGUGGUUUCUUUAUUCUAUGGCACAAGCCUAGGUGUGUACCUUAGUUCUGCUGUUGCCCAAAACUCAUACUCAACUGCAACAGCCUCAGUGAUGUACAGUGUGGUCACACCCAUGCUAAACCCCUUCAUCUACAGUCUAAGGAAUAAAGACAUCAAGAAUGGUCUGAAAAUAUUAUUUAAGAGUGCAACAAGGAGGCAGAGUGUUGACACUCCCACCUGCCAAAUCAAUGCACUGUGUGCAGUGUCAGGCACAUUCAGAUCAACUUCACUUCUAAAGCAUAAGCCUGCAAGAAGCAGUGAAAUGAAUGAAUCUCCAGACAAUUUGAAACCAGUAUUUAAGGUGUUUGAGCAAUUCAAAGAAGGGAAAAAUAAGCAAAUCAGUGAAACAUUUACUCAGAUGUUCAUUAAAAGUAAACAGCUACAUAAUCCUUUCAAUAAUAAGAUCAAUUAG